Molecule: messenger RNA, 718 nt
Organism: Aspergillus brunneoviolaceus CBS 621.78
Lineage: Eukaryota; Fungi; Ascomycota; Eurotiomycetes; Eurotiales; Aspergillaceae
Exons: 1
Coding region: 206-601 (131 amino acids)
Source: RefSeq, a predicted model, not a curated record
CAUUCUCCUGGCAUAGGCCAUGUCUGUCUAUCACUUUGAAGGAGGCUCUACAUCUAUCUCUAUCCACUACUAAGGUUUUUCAGGACCCAGAUACCUCGACGAUACAGUUAGUCUACGGAGUCCUAAUCCCUUAACUAGUCUCGAACCUCGAUUUAGAUGAGGGGGCAGAGGGCUUUCUCGUUGACGAACCCACCAGUAAGACGACAUGUGGCCUGAGGAUAAUUUUUGCAUUGGAUCAAUAAAUUUUGUUCCCGUGUGUGCCGUUCGAGUUUUUUAUGGAUUUUUUUUUAAUUCCUAUAUACAUCAUUCUCAUGAACCCCAAAAGAGAAGAUCGAAUCUAAUAAAAUUCUCCACCGGGGUCCACUCGGUCGGAAAAAAGAGCUUGUCCGGCCGGUAUCUUCUCAGGAACGAGUGCCUUCGAUUGGAAGCUGUGGAAAACCGAGAACGCUGUCAUUCAUACGUAAGGUGUCGACCGUUUUUCUUUUUUUUCUUGACUCUCUCUCUGUCUCUUCUUCUCCCUUUCCCUCUUCUUGGCUCUACAAUUCAAGUUUCGAACAAUUCCAUUCAUUCCUGCCGGUGGAACAGGGCAAAGGGCGAAUGAAGCCUUGGGGAAUCCUCUUCUUCUCCAGAUUGCUGUCGAUCCUGCAUACCUACUUAGCCGGACAACUACGUUGCUAAUUUGCUACUCGUCGUUAGCUCAUUACUGUCGUCCGGUAGG